AUGGCUGCCGUUGGUGCAGCUGCCGUGAACAGAGAGGCGAGUGAUCUGGAGACGGACCGCAUCGCCGUCCCUCCGGCCCAGUAUGUUUUUUUCCACGCCGGCACCGAGGCCGCUUUUCGCCGCAUCGCCGACCGGCCGACGUCCUUCACGGCCAUUCCAACCGUCGACCUAGCCGACCUAGAUAGCCAGUCGACGGAGGCGCGCCGCGUCGUGGCCCGGAACGUCGCCGACGCCUGCCGCCGCUGUGGCUUCUUCUAUGUGGAGAACCACGGGCUGUCGGCCGGGCUGAUCGACGACACGUUCAGCCUACUCGCCCGCUUCUUCGCCCUCGACCCGGCCGUCAAGAUGGAUGCCCACGUGCACAAGAACCCGGCGAUUCGCGGCUACGAGCCCGUGCGGGAGACCCGGCUGGACCCACGCACAGCCGGUGACGUCAAGGAGGCCUUUACCAUGGGCGACUGCGCCCUGGAGCCGGAGCAGGCGUAUACGGCCAAGACGGGCUGUCCACCGCCCGGCCAUCUGUCCCGCCCGCAGAAUCUCUGGCCGGCUGCCGCGCCUUGGUGGCGUGCCGGCCUGUAUCGCUACUACGGCGCUGUGCUGCCGCUCGCACUCCGGCUGGCACGCGUCUUCACGCUCGCCCUGGGCCUGCCUGAGUCUGCGCUGGACGACCAGUUCCGCUUCCCGAUCACGGGCUUGCGCGCGCUGUACUAUCCGCCGACAGAAGAUGCUGAGGUCGGGCUGGGGGCACAUGCUGAUUUUUCGUGGCUCACUCUUGUCCUCCAGGACGACGUCGCCGCCCUCGAGGUGCUCAGCCCCGACGGCGUCUGGGUCCAAGCCCCCCCUCGACCUGGCACGCUCGUCUGCAACGUCGGCCAGUACCUCGAGCGCCAAACCGGCGGCCUCUUCCCCGCUACGGUUCACCGUGUGCGCAACCGCACCGGCCGCGCUCGCUACUCGCUGCCGUUCUUCCUCACCAUGGACCCUGACGCGGUGGUGGACGUGCUCGACUGCUGUCGUCGCGACGACGCACCUAAACCGGCAGCCGAGCCGAUCAGCGCCGGUGACCUCUACAUUGGCCGCGUCCUGCCAGCACGGCCAAAACACCCGACCAGCAUCCGUUACGCCGACGUGCCGCAGGAGCAGUGGAGCUACAGCAUGCUGCUGUCGUAG
Grosmannia clavigera kw1407 is the source of this 1170-nucleotide messenger RNA. Its product is annotated as 2og-Fe oxygenase family protein. Bases 1 to 1170 code for a protein of 389 amino acids. The record is from RefSeq and is a predicted model, not a curated record. NCBI's taxonomy places the organism in Eukaryota, Fungi, Ascomycota, Sordariomycetes, Ophiostomatales, Ophiostomataceae. Gene Ontology annotation, molecular function: dioxygenase activity. The transcript has 2 exons.